Molecule: messenger RNA, 7820 nt
Organism: Helicoverpa zea (corn earworm)
Lineage: Eukaryota; Metazoa; Arthropoda; Insecta; Lepidoptera; Noctuidae
Gene: N
Product: neurogenic locus Notch protein
Exons: 33
Coding region: 233-7657 (2474 amino acids)
Biological process (GO): Notch signaling pathway; establishment or maintenance of epithelial cell apical/basal polarity; regulation of developmental process
Cellular component (GO): protein-containing complex; plasma membrane
Molecular function (GO): calcium ion binding; Notch binding
Source: RefSeq, a predicted model, not a curated record
ACAAAGCCGUCAGAUGCGAGCGGGACGCGGCUGCGCAUGUUCCUACCGGGCUUUACGUUAAUUUCAAACGUGUUUUACCGCUAAAAUGUCCAAUAAACAACUGUUUUCGACGUAACAACAGUUCAAAAACAAAAUGAAGUGUCAGUUCUUACAUUUGGUUCCGUGAGUGUUGAUUAUUUAGUGUUCAAACGACAUAGAAGGAGUAAAACAAAUGUGUGUGAUCCAUGUGUGAAUGUUGUGUUACAAAAUGUGGUCGAGGAACUUUAUACCGGAUUAUGGGAUUCAAUUGCUGUCAAUCUUCAUAGUGCUGUCGACACUGGCCGCAAGGAUCCAUGGAGUCGAAGGUUUCGUGUCGUGUUCGCCCUCGCCAUGCAAAAAUGGCGGAACUUGCCUGUCUACGCCGAGAGGAGAAUAUUUCUGCAACUGUACAUCCCGAUACGCGGGCGAGUUCUGCCAGCAUCUGAACCCUUGCCACAGCGAGUCUAGUCCUCGAUGCCAGAACGGAGGCUCCUGCAGGGUCAGGCCAGGAGUCAGCGGAGGUCCUCCUUCCUUCGCCUGCGACUGUCCUUUGGGCUUCAGCGCAUCGUUAUGUGAGAUCAGUAUACCGGCUGCCUGUGAUUCAGCUCCCUGUUUAAAUGGAGCUACUUGCCGGCUGACGUCACUUGACACUUACGAAUGCGAUUGUCCGCCGGGCUAUACAGGUGACGAAUGCUCCCACGAAGACCACUGCGCGUCCCAACCCUGUCGAAACGGAGGGCGUUGCGUAGCUGACAACACCACCACAGCUGGCUACUCUUGCGCCUGUCCUCCUGGCUUCACCGGCUCCAGAUGUACCGAAGAUGUGGUCGAAUGCUCUAGUGGCUCCGGCCCCUGCCACCAUGGAAGGUGCUUCAACACACACGGGUCGUACACUUGUGUGUGUGAGCCUGGGUACACGGGGAGGGAUUGUGAUGCGGAGUACGUUCCUUGUGAGCCGUCUCCAUGUCAUCAUGAUGGGAGGUGCACGCCUUUGGACCAGCUUAGAUACGAGUGUGAUUGUCCGCCUGGUUAUCGCGGGCAAAACUGCGAGAUCGACAUCGACGACUGUCCCGGCCACUUGUGUCAGAAUGGCGCGACCUGCGUCGACGGUCUCAACUCCUACACUUGCGAGUGCCCGCCCACUUUCACCGGGACACUAUGCGAGACUGAUGUCGAUGAGUGCGCUCUCAGGCCCCUAGUCUGCCAAAACGGAGCGACUUGCACGAACUCAGUGGGCGGUUUCUCCUGCAUCUGCGUCAACGGCUGGACGGGUCCAGAAUGUUCUGUGAACAUCGACGACUGCGCAGGGGCGGCGUGCUUCAACGGGGCUACCUGCAUCGAUAGGGUCGGAGCUUUCUACUGUAAAUGUACUCCUGGGAAGACUGGUCUACUCUGCCACUUAGACGACGCCUGCACGUCCAACCCUUGCCAUGCCGACGCCAUCUGCGACACGAGCCCCAUAAACGGCUCCUACACUUGCUCCUGCGCAUCCGGAUACAAGGGAUUAGAUUGCUCUGAGGAUAUCGAUGAAUGUGAACAGGGAUCACCAUGUGAACAUGACGGCAUCUGCGUGAACACUCCAGGGUCUUUCGCUUGCAACUGUUCCGUUGGGUUCACGGGACCCCGUUGUGAGACCAACGUGAAUGAGUGCGAGAGUCACCCCUGCAGGAACGAUGGCUCCUGUCUCGAUGAUCCUGGCACCUUCCGCUGCGUCUGUAUGCCUGGCUUCACGGGAACCCAAUGUGAGGUGGAGAUUGACGAGUGCGCGAACAACCCUUGCUUGAACGGAGGCAUCUGUCACGACAUGAUCAACGCCUUCAAGUGUACUUGUGUUAUUGGUUUCACCGGAGCCCGCUGUCAAGUGAAUAUAGACGACUGUGCUUCGAGUCCUUGUCGCAAUGGCGGGACUUGCCACGACUCAGUCGCUGGGUAUACUUGUGAAUGUCCACCUGGGUAUACUGGUAUGUCCUGCGAAACCAACAUAAACGACUGCCUGUCGGCUCCGUGUCAUCGAGGAGAGUGCAUCGAUGGUGACAAUAGUUUCACUUGCAACUGCCACCCUGGGUAUACCGGCAGAGUCUGUCAAACCCAGAUCAACGAGUGCGAGUCUAACCCUUGCCAAUUUGGAGGCCACUGUGAAGAUCUGAUCGGUGGCUACCAGUGCCGCUGCAAGCCUGGCACCUCCGGCCGCAACUGUGAGAUCAACGUCAACGAGUGUUAUUCCAACCCUUGCAGAAAUGGUGCUACUUGCAUCGAUGGCAUCAACAGGUACACUUGCGAGUGCAUCCCAGGGUUCACUGGCCAGCAUUGCGAGACGAACAUCAACGAGUGCCUGUCGAACCCCUGUGCCAACGGAGGGAAGUGCGUGGACAGGAUCAACGGAUUUCGGUGUGAAUGCCCUAGAGGGUAUUAUGACGCUAGAUGCCUCUCAGACGUGAACGAGUGCGCUUCGAACCCCUGCAUCAAUGGCGGCUCCUGCGAAGAUGGAGUGAACCAGUUCAUCUGCCAUUGUUUACCUGGAUACGGAGGUCAACGCUGUGAACGUGAUAUUGACGAAUGCAGUUCGAACCCGUGUCAGCACGGAGGAACUUGCCACGACAGGCUCAAUGCUUACAAGUGUGAUUGUGUACUUGGAUUUACUGGUGUGAACUGCGAGACAAACAUCGACGACUGCGCCGGUAACCCGUGCCUGCACGGCGGCUCGUGCAUCGACCUCGUCAACGGCUACCGCUGCGUGUGCGCACCGCCGCACUCCGGACGCAACUGUGAAAACACUCUUGAUCCUUGCACGCCUAACCAAUGUCGUCACGGCGGCCGCUGCGUAGCCGAAGCAUCCUACGCUGAGUUCACUUGUCAAUGUCCAGUGGGCUGGACAGGAGCACUCUGUGAACGUGACGUGGACGAGUGUGCGGUGACAGCCCCGUGUCACAACGAGGCCACGUGUAUCAAUACUGAGGGGUCCUAUGCCUGUUUGUGCGCGAGGGGGUACGAGGGGAAGGAUUGCGCUAUUAAUACUGAUGAUUGUGCUUCAUUCCCAUGCCAAAACGGCGCGACGUGCCUCGACUCGAUCGGCGACUACAACUGCGUGUGCGCAAGCGGCUUCGCGGGCAAGCACUGCGAGGUGGACAUCGACGAGUGUCAGUCUAGGCCUUGUAUGAACGGCGCUACUUGCAAUCAGUACGUUGCAUCAUACACAUGCACCUGCCCUCUCGGCUUCUCGGGCAUCAACUGUCAGACGAACGACGAGGACUGCACCGAGUCCAGCUGCAUGAACGGUGGCACCUGCAUCGAUGGCAUCAACUCUUACAACUGUUCUUGUCCUCCUGGCUACACGGGCUCCAACUGCCAGUUCCGUAUAAACAUGUGCGACAGUUCUCCCUGCGACAAUGGCGCCACUUGCCACGAUCACAUCACUUACUACACGUGCCACUGUCCGUAUGGAUACACUGGCAAGCACUGCGAGACUUAUGUUGAUUGGUGUGAAGUGAAUCCAUGCGAGAACGGUGCCACAUGUUCGCAGAAGGGCCCACAGUAUACUUGUACCUGUGCCCCAGGUUGGUCCGGCAAACUCUGUGACGUCGAAAUGGUGUCCUGUAAAGAUGCGGCUAUCAGGAAAGGUAUGGAUUACAGAGGUGUAAAACUAAAACAGCUUUGCAAUAACGGCUCAUGUGAAGAUAUUGGCAACUCCCAUCGCUGCCACUGCCUUGAAGGAUACACUGGGUCUUACUGCCAAAAGGAAAUCAACGAGUGUGACUCAGCACCAUGCCAGAACGGAGCUUUGUGCAAGGACCUGGUAGGAACCUACCAGUGUCAAUGCGCCAAAGGUUUCCAAGGACAGAACUGCGAGCUCAAUGUCAAUGAUUGCCUACCUAACCCUUGCCAAAAUGGAGGAACUUGCCACGAUCUGAUCAACAACUUCUCAUGCUCCUGUCCCUUCGGAACUCUUGGCAAAAUAUGCGAGAUCAACGUGAAUGACUGCAAACAAGACGCCUGCCACAACAACGGUACUUGUAUCGACAAAGUUGGGGGCUUUGAGUGCAAGUGUCCGCCCGGCUUCGUUGGCCCACGAUGUGAGGGUGACAUCAACGAAUGUUUAUCCAACCCUUGCUUAAUACCUGGUACUCAAGACUGCGUCCAACUUGUCAACGAUUACCAUUGCAACUGUAAGCCUGGGUACAUGGGAAGACACUGUGAUGCUAAAGUAAACUUCUGCGCUAACUCCCCCUGUCAGAAUGGAGGAAGAUGCACUGCUAUUCAGGGAGGACACGAAUGCCUUUGUAGUGAUGGAUACUACGGCAAGAACUGCGAAUAUUCAGGAUACGCUUGCGAUUCUAACCCAUGCCAAAAUGGAGGAUACUGUCGUAUCUCAGAAAUCGGAGGUUAUGUAUGCGACUGUCCAUCUGGCUUAUCAGGAAUCAACUGCGAAAUUGACUCCAUGAAUGAAUGUCUGAGCAACCCUUGUAAGCAUCCCGAAGCCAGAUGUAUUGACAAAGCUGGCGACUACCUCUGCUACUGCCCACGACAAUGGACCGGCAAGAGCUGUGAUAUCCAUGACCCACACUCCAGAGGAGGCUAUGGAAGUCCAGUAAUUGGAGGAUUCAACCCUAAGAAACCAGGACCAAGUUUUGAAGAACUAGAUUUGGCUUUCCAAAGAGAACAGUGUGUAAAGAAGGGUUGCAAAGAAAAGCAAGGCGACCACCAUUGUGACGAAGAAUGUAACACAUACGCGUGUGAGUUUGACGGUAAUGACUGCUCUUUAGGGCUGAAUCCUUGGGCAAACUGCACAGCACCUAUCAAAUGUUGGGAAGUCUUCAUGGAUGGUGAAUGUAACGAAGUAUGCAACACACAGGCUUGUUUGUUCGACGGAAGAGAUUGUCAGAAGUCCCUACAACGCUGUAAUCCAAUCUAUGAUGCGUAUUGUCAGAAACAUUACGCGAACGGUCAUUGUGACUACGGCUGUAACAACGCUGAAUGUAACUGGGACGGUCUCGACUGUGAGAACGAACCUCCACAUCUGGCCGAAGGUGUCAUGUCAGUAACUUUACUGAUGGAUGUCAGGACCUUUAAGGAGAACUCCGUCGCUUUCCUUCGAGAUUUGGGCCAUCAGCUACGAACAACAGUUUUGAUAAAGAAAGAUCACCUAGGCAAUGAUAUGGUCUACCCAUGGAAGGGAUCGACAGAUGUUGGCUUACAAGACACAGAGUUCGGAAAGAAUCAUAAUAUCGUCUUUACGGAAAGAGGACAAUCAGGAGUCCAAGUCUACUUGGAAAUUGAUAACAGAAAAUGUACAUCAAUGUCAAGUUCCGAGUGCUUCUUCUCAGCGAGAGAAGCCGCAGAGUUCUUAGCAGCUACAGCAUCUAAACACUCCUUAUCACCUGACUUCCCUAUAUUCCAAGUCAAGGGUGUAAAAACCCCCGAUGAUGCUAGUGACGUCCCAACCAAUUCCAAAUACGUCUUCAUCGGAGUGAUUCUGGUCCUCCUUGCUGGACUACUGAUUGGAGUGCUAGUGACUGCUCAAAGGAAGCGAGCAGCCGGCAUAACAUGGUUCCCAGAAGGUUUCAUCCGCAACAACUCUUCGACCAGACGAAGAUCACGAAGACGUGGUCCUGAUGGACAGGAGAUGAGAAACUUGAACAAAGGUUCUAUCGGUUGUAUUGACGUGGAUAUCAAUGGGGGUCAUAUGGGACCUCCUCAUCACUGGUCGGAUGAAGAUGAUGAUGGGUCAGCGCCUCCCAGGGCUAAGCGUGCUCGAGGUCCAGGGGAUGCUAAUGGUGCACCUGGAGGUUAUGCGUCAGACCAUACUGCUAUCACGGAUUAUGAGGAAGCCGGCCAUGACGGAAGAGUUUGGACCCAACAGCAUCUUGAUGCUGCUGAUAUCAGAGUUCCUCCUAGUAUGAUGACACCGCCUGCUAUCCAUGAUGGUCACGUAGAAGUCGACGCACGAGGUCCUCUAGGCAUGACGCCGCUGAUGGUGGCAGCAGUGCGAGGAGGUGGACUGGACACAGGGUCUGAUGCUGAAGAUGAACAGACAGCACAUAUUAUAUCGGAGUUAGUGGCUCAAGGUGCUCAGUUGAAUGCGGCAAUGGAUAAGACUGGAGAGACUAGCUUGCAUUUGGCCGCGAGAUACGCACGUGCAGACGCAGCCAAACGUCUUCUAGACGCGGGUGCAGACGCGAACUCACAAGACAAUACAGGCCGCACACCGUUACACGCGGCCGUCGCUGCUGAUGCCAUGGGAGUCUUCCAGAUAUUACUGCGGAAUAGAGCCACGAACCUCAACGCUAGGAUGCAUGAUGGAACCACGCCACUUAUUUUGGCUGCUAGGCUAGCCAUAGAAGGCAUGGUAGAAGAUUUAAUCAACGCAGACGCAGACAUUAACGCAGCUGACAACAGCGGCAAGACCGCACUGCACUGGGCAGCCGCUGUUAAUAAUAUUGAUGCUGUCAAUGUGUUGCUGGCUCAUGGAGCUAAUAGAGACGCUCAGGAUGAUAAGGACGAAACGCCCCUCUUCCUAGGCGCUCGCGAAGGCUCAUACGGUGCAUGCCGAGCGCUACUGGACGCUAUGGCCAACAGAGAGAUAACGGACCAUAUGGACCGACUGCCACGGGAUGUGGCCCAGGAGAGGAUGCAUGAUGACAUCGUGAGGCUAUUGGAUGAACACUGUCCAAGGCCGCCGCCGCAGCAUCAUCAUCUUAUGUCAUCUCCAAACCCUCACCCGCAGCUGAUCAGCCAGCCGACGGUGAUCAGCACGGCCGCUAAGGGCAAGCCGAAGAAGUCGCGCGCGAAGGCCGGCCCCGACAGCCCCGACCAAGCUUACGACAACAAUAACUUGCAGACUACGCAGAUUAGACGGAAACCUAGUGUAAAAAAGAACAAUAAGAAAGUGGCACAGGAAGUGCCGCAGAGCGUGGAGAGUCUGGGCUCCAGCUUGAGCCCCGUUGAAUCACCGCUCCAAAAUUUACAGGACUUGCCGUCGCCGUACGACGCAACGUCCCUGUACUCGAACGCGAUGGCGCAGUUCGUAGGCAUCGAGCAGCUCGUGCAGCACAAACAGCCGCCAAGCUAUGAGGACUGCGUCAAGUGCUUCGUCCCGCAGACGGGUCAGACGCUGCAACAGUCGUACGGCGGCGGCGCGCUGGGCGCGUCGCUGUCGCCGCCCUACUCCAACCACUCGCCCACGCACUCCAACCAUACUACGUCGCCGCACGCUUAUAUUGGAUCUCCGUCCCCGGGCAAGUCGCGGCCGUCGCUGCCGACGUCACCGGCGCACAUGGCGGCGCUGCGCCACUCGCAUCAGAACCAGCUCGACGCCGCCGCCUACUCCGCGCUUGCGCAGAUGAGUGCAAACAAUCAGCACAACGCGCAGUUUCAAGCGGUGAUGUCUCAGGCGGCCGCGCUCGGACAAGUGCAGGGACAGCAUCCCGCGCUCACCAAUAUGAUGUCAAGUCUAUACGGAGGUUGGGGUAUCGGGGACACGUUCCCGACGCCAUCACCGGAAUCCCCCGACCACUGGUCAACUCCUUCCCCGCAGACUCCCCUCACGCAAUCCCCGCACUCUGAUUGGUCGGACCGCGCCGCUCUCUCCCCCAACGACAUCCAACAGACCAAUAAGGGGGCGACGGAAGCCAUCUAUAUAUAAACAUAGGUUAAGUUUCAGGUUUAGAAAAAUUAUAGACGUUCUGUAAAUCUUAUUGUAAGUGGUGUUUUGUUGUUGGGUCUGAACAUUUUUUUAAAAUAUUUUGCCACGUUUUUGGUGCUAAAAUACUGGAUAAAAUAAAUGGCAAAACUACACAAAAUUUUCA